ACCUGAGUAACAACAACCUGCUGGAUUCAGGAGUGAAGCAGCUUUCUGCUGGACUGGAGAGUCCACACUGUGGACUGGACACCCUCAGGUUGAGUGGCUGUAAUCUCUCAGAGAGAAGCUGUGCAGCUCUGUCCUCAGUUCUCAGCUCCCAGUCCUCUAGUCUGAGAGAUAUGGACCUGAGUAACAACGACCUGCAGGAUUCAGGAGUGAAGCAGCUUUCUGCUGGACUGGAGAGUCCACACUGUGAACUGGAAACCCUCAGUCUGUCAGGAUGUCUGAUCACAGAGGAAGGCUGUGCUUCUCUGGCAUCAGCUCUGAGCUCCAACCCCUCCCAUCUGAGAGAGCUGGACCUGAGCUACAAUCAUCCAGGAGACUCAGGAGAGAAGCGACUGUCUGCUGGACUGAAGGAUCCACACUGGAGACUGGACAAACUCAGGAUGGACCAUGGUGGACAGCAGAGACUGAAACCUGGUCUGAGGAAGUGAGGGAGAGUCUCUCCUGUGGACAGGAACUCUGCUGACUGAAGAUCAGCUGCUAAAAUCAAACAUCACACACUCUGCACUGUGAAGCAGAUCUGUCUCAGACUCAAACACUCAGUUAUUUUUGCUUCUACAUGAUUCAUUGAUUAGUCUCAGUUGAUUCUGCUGUUGUUACUGUCAGGAUCCAAUGAGCAGCAUGCAGCUCUAUUCAUGUUUCAAUCUAAUAACAUCUGUCCAGCUGUGAAAGCCCACAGUGUUUUUGUGCUUCUGACAUGGAUUUGAUCUGAUCAUCAAUAAAAACUAUUCAUGGUGUUAUUGUGGAAAACAUCCUAACUUUACUGACACAAUGGAUAAUAUAACAAGCUUUUAAAAUACAACACAUUGUUAAAGAUGAAAGAUUGUGCUGUGAUGUAAAACUGUUAAAAAAAAAAGUCAGGAAGCAAAACUCUUGUGGCUGUAUUG
Molecule: messenger RNA, 941 nt
Organism: Scomber scombrus (Atlantic mackerel)
Lineage: Eukaryota; Metazoa; Chordata; Actinopteri; Scombriformes; Scombridae
Product: ribonuclease inhibitor-like
Exons: 5
Coding region: 171-485 (104 amino acids)
Molecular function (GO): protein binding
Source: RefSeq, a predicted model, not a curated record